Molecule: messenger RNA, 2853 nt
Organism: Ctenopharyngodon idella (grass carp)
Lineage: Eukaryota; Metazoa; Chordata; Actinopteri; Cypriniformes; Xenocyprididae
Product: alpha-N-acetylneuraminide alpha-2,8-sialyltransferase-like
Exons: 7
Coding region: 31-1203 (390 amino acids)
Biological process (GO): N-glycan processing; oligosaccharide metabolic process
Molecular function (GO): alpha-N-acetylneuraminate alpha-2,8-sialyltransferase activity
Source: RefSeq, a predicted model, not a curated record
CACACUCACACUCAUGCACGUGUCUCUCUGAUGGAAUUGGUGUCUCUUCAGUGGAUCUUCAGGCUGCUGAUGGUCCUGAUCAUCUUUCAGGGUGUGUGUGUGAUUUUUUACUACACAACCAACACACACUCGUCCAGAGAUGCAAUGACAAAGGCACUUCAGCAGCUGCGCUGCGCAAAACUCAGACGCAAGUUUUCCAUUAUGAAACCGGCCAAAAGUAUAGAACUCAAGAGCUUCACGCAGGAGCUGUCAGAUUUCUUGAGCUGCCCGUACAAAUCAAACCAAACUGAGCGUGAGUUAAACAGAAUCAAGCUGCAGUUUUGUUGUAACGCCACAGGAUCAUUCAUCCUCACCAAACGCAACACAGCCGUCAAUCAAUCCAUCCCAUAUGAAACAAGCAAAACAAAAACAUACAAAAUAAAUGCAGCACUUCACAGUAUGCUGCCUGAGGACUUCCCCUGGUCCGGUCGGCGUCUGGGUCGGUGUGCUGUGGUCGGCAGUGGUGGGAUUUUGAAAAACAGCAGCUGUGGACGUGAGAUUGACAGCGCAGACUUCAUCAUACGGUUUAAUUUGGCAGCGGUUAAUGACAGUGAUGUUGGGAUGAAGACGGAUCUGAUAACCGUCAACCCCAGCCAGCUUGGAUACAAAAACCUGGAGAAGAAUCCGGAUCCGUUGGUGGAGCGGGUCAGUGUGUACGGAAACGCCACCCUCAUUAUUCCCGCCUUUGCCUACACAUUCUGCACGUCACAGUCAAUCAAAACUCUCAAAGUCCUCCAUCCAAUCAGACCUCAGCAGCCGGUGGUGUUCUUCAGCCCCUCUUACCUGCGGACACUGGACCGUUUCUGGAAGGGGCGUGGCCUGCGGGAGGUGCGGCUCUCCACGGGGUUUAUGUUAAUCAGCACAGCGAUGGAACUGUGUGAGCACGUGCACGUUUACGGAUUCUGGCCGUUCGGCAGCGACCUGCAGGAGCAACCGGUUCCGUACCAUUAUUACGACCAGCUGAAGCCGCACCGCUACAUGCACAAGAUGCCGGAGGAGUUUGUGCGGCUGCUGCAGCUCCACAGCCAGGGGGCGCUGACACUACACCUGCAGCCCUGCUCCUCACCAGGGGCGGAUCUAGAAAGUAAUUUAUACGGUUGGAUGAGGACUGUGAGGUUGUGGCAACACCAAAGCAAACAAAUAUUCAAGCAUCUAUACUACUAAGCCUAUAUUAUCUGUACUAUAUCUAUAUGAGGGGUGUGCCAUACAUAUAAAGCCCACUUUUUUGUCAUCAGAAGAGUAUGCGCGUUCUGUACACGCACCGCUAGAUUACUUUGUACGCGCAGGUUGCACAUGCACAUUUAAUUUUUUUUGCAGUAAUUAGUUUAUCCACAAGGUGGCAGCCGUGCCCUGGGGCGUCGAUUCAUAAGGUAGUUGAAGAAAACCUGCAUAAACACAACAGACUGGAACCCAUGCAAGCUACAGCGACAAUGUAGGCCUACAUAGACAAGAGAUUGUGCCAAGAGGUUAGAAAGUGUCCUCAUUUGUACAACUCUAGGAUGAAAGAAUACAAAUAUAUUUACAUGCGUCGAAUGCCUAACAACACAAGCGAUCGCGGAACCACACUAUUAAUGCUAACGGGCUAAAGCUAGUAGCGGAUAUUCGGGAAGUUGGAUAAAACUAGCGAUAUAAAGGAAAUCCAAUUGUUUUUCUUAUAGAAUACUGUCGGGGAUAUGUUCACCCACUGUUAAAAGAGGAAAUAAUAGGUUAUAAAUUUGAUUUUAAGAAGAAAACAGGCAAUUAGGAAUCAACUUGACGGAGCUCCAACUCAAAGAGCGUGGCAACAACAAACAGGAAGUGACGUUUAAAUAAUUGGGCCUUCAAAUAAAACUUUGUGUACAUCCAUGCUUGAUUUGGUUCUGAUUCUCUGCUUGCACCGACGUCACUUAAAUGAUUCCUGAUCUUGUUACAUGCUCUUAGCAGUGUACACAGUUCAGUGGCCACGAAAAAUAUCCUUUCUGGGAACUGAUAGACAAUUAAUACCGAAAUUUCACUGGAUGAAAAAAUUUGAGCUAAUUUGCUACAGCUGUUUCCAAACAGAGGUUGGCCCACUGGUGACACCCAGUGACUUCUUUCCACAUGGGUAAGUCCAUGUGAUGUAUUCUCCACAUACUAACCUCCCCUUUGGGUGGUUCUUUCCCCUAUCUGGGACAAAGAGCGCUCCCUCGAUGUGCUGGUCUGCGUCAGCUGCUGAUAUUUGGCUGAAGCAAAAUAUUCCCAUUGUAAGUACUGUCCUUUCAGUUCCCGAGGAGUACGAAGGACUACACGGCUACACGAAUGACAGAUAGGGAAUGUCUCAGUUACUGUUGUAACCUCCAUUUCCUGAUGGAGGGAACGAGAUGUGGUGACCCUCCGGCCACAGUGCUGAACCACCCGCUGAAUGGCCAGGACAUGUUCUCGGCUCCUCAGUACAAUCCAGUCUAGAGUGGUGCACGCCGCUCUUUUAUACCCGUAUGACGGGGAGUGGCAUGCAAAUUCCACUUGCCAGUUCUCAUUGGCCUUUUCUGAAAUCUCAGAGAUAAUUGGGGUUCCCAAGUAUGACCCAUUAUAUCACCAAUUGACAUCACGUCUCGUUCGGAGGAGGUUACAACACUAACAGAGGUGUUUCAUAUCAUCAGUCAAGGAGGUGGUGCUGGUGAACUUUGUAGGGCGAGGAACAGACAAAGUUAUGUUGUUUACAGUCGGUUAAAUACUCUUGCCCAUGCUGCAACCGCAAACGAAUGUUGCCAUUGCUUGUUGACAUUAAGGACAUUAAAGGGUUAGUUCACCCAAAAAUGAAACUUCUGUCAUUAAUUACUCACCCUCAUGUCGUUU